CUUUUUAAUUUAAUAUAAAUGAAAUAGUUUGGUUUAACAUAUCUGUUUCUCAAUUGAAAUAAGAGAUUCAGCUGAAAUAAGAGAAGCACUGCAUAUUAUUUAUAUUUUUUGUUAACAGAAAUAUUUGGCUUGAUAAAGAAAACUUUUUUAACUUUAAAAUCAUUGUUAAUUUUUUAUAGCAAUGCCGGCUUAUCAUUCGCAAAUUAAAGAAUUUUCUUCUGCUGUUGGUAAUAUGUCCAUACUGCCGCUACGCACUCAAUACAGAGGACCAGCGCCCAGUGUUCACAUAGACAAUGAUAUUAUAGAUGAAUCACUUUAUUAUUUUAAGGCCAACGUGUUCUUCAGAACAUAUGAAAUUAAGUCCGAAGUGGAUCGGGUCUUGAUAUAUAUAACGUUGUACAUAACUGAAUGCUUAAAGAAGCUGCAAAGGUGUGCCAAUAAGAAUCAAGGUCAACAAGAAAUGUAUAGUUUAGCAAUAUCGAAAUUCGAUAUCCCUGGUGAAGCUGGAUUUCCCUUAAAUGCUGUUUAUGCCAAACCACAGACAACUCAAGAUAUCGAUUUGAUGCGUCAAUAUUUAUUGCAAUUGCGUCAUGAGACAGGACAUCGUCUAUGUGAAAAAGUUUUUAAUACAGAGGACGGUAAACCUAAUAAAUGGUGGAUAUGUUUUGCUAAAAAGAAGUUUAUGGAAAAAUCAUUAUCUGGGCCUGGUCAAUAGUUUCACAUUUUCCAAGCAAGCUGUAUUUAAAGAACUUCCACUGAUAUUGAUUGAGAAAAGUAAAUAACGCAUUAAUCUACAACUAGUAAAGUGACACUAUCAUUGUUCCAAUAAUUUGAAAACGGUCCAUGUACUCUUUACAAGCUUGCCUAAGUUAAAAAAAGUGAUGUAUAGAAUGGACUUGGAAAGUUAAAUGCAAUUGCAAACGUUGCGGCCAUUAUUAAAAAUUUCCUUUCUUCGUACAGUAGCGUGAACUAUUUCUCAGCAGAAAAUUCUAACCGCGUAUCCUACGAAACAACCUUUCAAGUAUUUUAACC
Messenger RNA from Glossina fuscipes, 1032 nucleotides. It is a transcript of the gene Arpc3A, whose product is annotated as actin-related protein 2/3 complex subunit 3. Bases 182 to 715 code for a protein of 177 amino acids. Gene Ontology annotation, cellular component: cytoskeleton; Arp2/3 protein complex. The record is from RefSeq and is a predicted model, not a curated record. NCBI's taxonomy places the organism in Eukaryota, Metazoa, Arthropoda, Insecta, Diptera, Glossinidae. Gene Ontology annotation, biological process: Arp2/3 complex-mediated actin nucleation; regulation of actin filament polymerization. Gene Ontology annotation, molecular function: actin filament binding. The transcript is spliced from 4 exons.